This is a messenger RNA of Triticum turgidum subsp. durum (durum wheat), 1155 nucleotides long. The record is from the annotation of a GenBank genome assembly. NCBI's taxonomy places the organism in Eukaryota, Viridiplantae, Streptophyta, Magnoliopsida, Poales, Poaceae.
AUGAGCGCCAUGACGGCCACCCUCCACCACCGUCCCCGCUCGCGCUCGCCCCUGGAAGACGAGGAUCUGCUCUCCGAGAUCCUCCUCCGCCUCCCGCCGCAGCCGUCCUCCCUCCCCCGCGCAUCCGCCGUCUGCAAGCGCUGGCGCCGCCUCGUCUCCGACAGCGGCUUCCUCCGCCGCUACCGCCAACACCACCGCCGCAGCCCUCCGGUCCUCGGUUUCUUCCGCAGCGACUAUCCAGGCAUCUCCUACACGCCUGCCAUGGAGGCCCCCGACCGUGUCCCCGCCAGUCGCUUCUCCUUGCAUCUCAAUGACAGGUACAUUAUCCUCAGCUGCCGCCAUGGCCUCGUGCUCAUCUCCCACUCGUCGCGGAACCAGGUCCUGGUAUGGGACCCCGUCACCGGCGACCAGCACCGCGUUGCUGCUCCCCUAGGGAUCGACAUGACCACUACCCCGAUGGACGGGCAGGUGCUUCGCGCUGCCGCCGACGCCCAACACUUCCAGGUGGUAUUGGUAAACUACAAGAAGAAAUAUGCACGAGCAAUCGCGGCCAUUUACUCGUCGGAGACCGGUGUAUGGAGUAAUCUCAUCCAAACACCGGUUCCACGUGAGGCCAUGGAAUAUGAAUCCAUGCCCCCUGUGCUGGUCGGGGAUUCUCUUUACAUCUUGCUCCCUGGCGAUAGUACAAGUGUAAUUCUCGAGGUUGAUUUGGAUAGCCAGAGCCUAGCUGUGUCAGGUCUGCCAAUGGAUACCUUUGCCAAAGAUCAAUUCUUGAUGGUUAUGCGAGCAGAGGGUGGCGGGCUGGGCGUACUCUCCCUGACAGGAUUCGCCGCCGAGUUAUGGAAGAGGAAUACUAACUGUGAUGGUGUUGCUUCAUGGGUGCUGGGACGAACUUUUGAACUGGAUAAGCUACUUCCCUUGAAUUCAGAGAAUAUAAGGCACACAGCGAUGGUAGCUUAUGCUGAGGAAAACAAUGUGGCUUUCUUGCGGACAUUUGACAGUAUCUUCAUGGUCCAGCUUGAGUCAUUGCAGUUCAGUAAACUUCCUGAAAACAGUAAUUGUGAUAUCUGUUAUCCAUUAGAAAGUGUCUAUGCUGCAGAAACAAGCAUUGGUGGUGGACAUGAUGGAGCUGAUCAAAAUAUGCUGAAUCAAUGA